CUGUAUUCGCUUAAGGUUACCUAUUCGCGUAUAUUUAUAUUGUGUAUUUGUGAAAUUUAGUAUCACAUAGUGAAUAUACUCCUGUAUGUGUUUAUGUGGGAAUAACAAAAAGAGAAGGUUUGUAAAAGACAAAUUCAAAUCUGUAUCAGAUUAGAGGUGCAAAAUUUAAUGUUAAACUUAAUUGCGUAAACAACGGAUGACCAUGUUUGUCAAACUUGGUAUGCAGGGACAUGCUUUAAAUAGGAUGCACAAUGGAAUACGAUCAUUCAGAAAAGUAUUGGAUUUAAACGCUUCAACACUCACUGGUAGAAGUUUACAACAUUUGUACACUAAAGGAUACUCAUCAAUAACCGGACGUAACAAUGUCACUCGUUCAUUACACCGCGUGCACAGUAGGUCUUUAUCCGGAGACGUUACCGGAAGUGAGGCCCCUACGCCGCCCCCAGAAUGCCUCUCGCGGCCUCUAAACUUCCCGUUCAAGACUCUCAUGGGACCGGGACCGUCCAACUGCCCUCCACGGGUGCUGGCAGCGAGCGCACUACCGAUGCUGGGACACUUGCAUCCGGAGUUUACGCAGAUAAUGGACGAAGUCAAAGAGGGGAUAAAGUACGCCUUCCAAACAGAAAACACCUGGACUGUGUGCGUGUCUGGUACAGGUCACGCGGCUAUGGAAGCGUCCGUUUGUAACUUGGUAGAAGAAGGAGAUCCAGUCUUGGUUUGUGAGAACGGACUUUGGGGACAGAGGUUUGCGGACAUGGUCGAAAGACAUGGUGCAAAAGUGUCGAAAUUGUGCCUCCCAAUGGGGUCUGUGUUCGCUUUGGACGCAAUUGAAAAGGGUAUCAAAGAACACAGACCAAAAGUGCUGUUUGUAACACAUGGAGAAUCGAGCGGUACCACUGUGCAGCGUCUUCAAGGCAUCGGGAAAAUUUGUCACGAGAAUGACUGUCUGCUGAUAGUUGACUCGGUAGCAGCGAUGGGAGGAGUGCCGUUGUUUAUGGACAAAUGGGAAAUAGACGUACUGUACACUGGCGCACAAAAAGUGCUGAGUGCCCCGCCGGGAGCCAGUCCAAUCUCUUUCUCCGAGAGAGCAAGACAUAAGGUUGAGUCCAGGAAGACUAAGGUUCGCUCCUAUUACUUUGAUAUGAAUGAGCUCGCCAACUACUGGGGUUGCGACAACCAGGCUAGAAGGUACCAUCACACAGGACCAAUCAGCAGUGUGUAUGCCCUGAGGGAGGGGCUGGCUAGACUGGCGGAUGUGGGGCUAGAGACAAGCUGGGAAACUCACAAAUCCUGUGCGGAGGCGCUACUUGAUGGCGUUGAAAAGCUAGGCCUUGAGUUACUAGUCAAGGAAAAGGAACAUAGGCUACCAUGUGUAACCGGAAUUUUAGUUCCUGAAAACGUCAACUGGAAACUCGUGACCGACUUUGCAAUGAGCAAGUACCGUGUCGAGAUAUCCGGCGGCCUUGGCGCAAUGGCGGGCCGCAUGUGGCGUGUAGGCCUUAUGGGAUACAACUGUACACCGGACAAUGUACGACUCGUCCUUAGGGCGCUUGGGGACGGACUGACUAGUGCACGAUCAUAAAUUGGGGCGAAUAGUAGAGAAGUUCGUGCGUUUGAUUACAUCUAAUAAAUAACAGACAUAUUUAUCAUCAAUAUUAUGAUUGUAUACAUUACGUAAGCGUUAGUUAUUUUUAAGAGGCCUUAAUGGUGUUUUGGGGGCAGAAUAGAAAAGAAUCAUGUUUGACUUCGGCCAAACAAGUCUAUGGAAAUUAAGAAUUGAGUGAAAAGAGAUGAAAAAUACGAUUACAACAUUUUUUGUAACAAGUGGUUGGUUUUAAGGACAGCAGUAAUGUUUUCUUUUAGAACACAUCACAUUUAGCUCGCAAUGAAGCUGCUUUUGGACGGGCUGUUUAGUGCACGAAAGUGAAUAAGACGAAAUUAUAAUUUGACAGCUGUUAAUAAGACAUAAACUUGAUUACCUAAUAACUAAAAUGGCAUUCGUCAUUUCCUUUUUUUCGCUUAUUAUCAAUUAGUUCAUAACAAGUGAGGUCACUAUUUAUAUUUGUAUUGGUUGACGCAAACGUUAUUUUUUUCUAAGACUAAUUUUCAUUUUCUUAAUUAUUAAAAACAAUCAUAUAUAUAACCGUAUAUUCAUGUUUCAUGGCUUUCAUUAUUUAAAGAGUACCCUCAGAGGAGUACAUUUUUUUUCUUUUUGUUCGUGUUGUUUAAAGUAAUAUGUUGUCAUUAAUAUCUUAUGUACGUACACACAAUACGCCAAAAGGUUUCUAACUUUGUUACAGAUUUGUAUUAAUAUAUACUUAACUUUUGAUGUUAAUGUAUUAUUAUUUAGUUUGUCUGUCAGUGUAUAUUUAUGCAUUUUCGAAAAUUAAAGUAAAGUAACAUCAAGCGUUGAAGUAGCAUCGUUGAAUACUAAGUAACAUAACACAACAUGGAGACCUAUCAAAUGACAUAAUAUCCUAUUUAAAAGCGUUCAAAGACAAGACAAGCGUAUCAAUCACGAGGUGUGCACUAUCACAUUGAAAAGUAAUAGCAUAUGUGUUGCGCGUAUAAUAUGUUUGAUUUACUACCAUAACAUACAUUAUACAUGUUUGAAUAUGGUCAAUGUGGCCCAUGGCUAAAACAUUAUAAACCCAGCCCCCUUUUAAGAAUAUGAG
Mya arenaria is the source of this 2675-nucleotide messenger RNA. Its product is annotated as alanine--glyoxylate aminotransferase-like. The transcript has 12 exons. Gene Ontology annotation, cellular component: peroxisome. Gene Ontology annotation, molecular function: L-alanine:glyoxylate transaminase activity; L-serine:pyruvate transaminase activity. Lineage: Eukaryota; Metazoa; Mollusca; Bivalvia; Myida; Myidae. The record is from RefSeq and is a predicted model, not a curated record. The coding region runs from base 197 to 1582 and encodes 461 amino acids.